CACUGUUCUUAGUAAAAAAGUUAAGAAGUGUCGUGAUAUUUCUAGUGUAUUGCAUCUAAUUCAAAAUGAGUGUUCACUGACUAAUAUUGCACUUCUUCAUAGUGUAGUGGAGGAAAUGAAAGUCAGUGAGGCUGAGGAGCACAUUAAGACUUAUAGAACAGAGUUAGAGGAAUUCUGCAAGUCGCUCUCUAUCAGUCUUUGUUUAAAGGAAAGAUUUGCUUUAAUCCCUCAUCUUGAAUGUGAAACGGUUACUUUUAUCUUUGACUGGAAGCCAGAGGAACAUGUACUGAAGGAUAUCUUGGAGCUCCUUGCAAAAGUGUCUGGUAAAUUGCUAAAGAUUGACUAUAUAAAACGAAGUACUUCAAUAUCUGUCACUUGCUCCUUUCCUUUCUCUGAUGUUGGGUUUACUGUAUUGAGGAUGAUAGAGAAUAUUCAUUUACUAAUGGGACAAGGAUUAAAGAAACUGACUAUUGGUAACUUAAAAUUGUGGAGUAGACAAGACGUUAGACGAAAGGAACUAAAAGAAAAGGACCAAGGCUCACUACAAUAUACUGAUGUAAUUUCUCAUAUUAUACUUGAAGAAGCUGAAUAUAGACUAAGAGAUGUUAUCAAUAGUCAAGAGAUGGAAGCAAUUGAAUUGAAGCAAGAAAUAUUAGUCGCUCAAGUAUCUGAGGAAGAAUCAUUGUCUGUUCAAAGUGAUACUGAAUCAAUUAAAGAAGUUGAGGAAGAACCACUUUAUGAAGAGUUGACUGUAUUGAGCUCUCAGUUUAAUGAGAUACAAAAAGAAAACAAAGAAUUGUCAGACAACUUAUCAAAAAUGAAGGUUGAUUAUUUGAGAUCACUUUCUAGUAAUACUGAUUCAGCUGCUAGCAAAGUGAGAAGAGGAAUGUCUCUUGAAAUUGAUGACUGCAAAUGCUGUCUUGAAGCAAUGACAAGACCAGACUAUCAGCCAUUAGUAGAUAAUAAAAGAAUAAUAGAGAAAUUACAAGAAAGAAUAACAUUAAUAAAUAUGGAACUAAUUACUGCAAGGAAACACAAUGAGAAGAUUCUAGAAGAUAUUGAAGAUUUUGAAGGUGAUGAGUCUGAAAUUGAUGAGAUUGAGCAUGAUAGUCUAAGUGAUGAAGAGGAUCAAAUUUGUACAUUCAUAUUAUAUUGUAACCAUCCUGUUACUGGUGAAUUAACCAGUGCACUGUUUCAAGUACGUAAAGAUGAAUUAUUGCCCAUAGUACUGGAUAAAGCUUAUAAGUUAAUGAAAUCACAUCUAGCUCCUCAUAUUCCUAUUGAGAGAUGUCGUUUGGUUAAAUAUAAUUUAUUUAGUGAAGUUAUGGAUCAGUCCUUUGAUCUUGAUGUGUUUCAGCAUCAAACUAUUGGACAGCUUAUGGGUAUGGCUAGAUACUGUGGAUUAUUCCUAGAAACUUGUAAAGAAAAUGAAAGCUUUAAGAAAUACAAUGAUGGAGGUAUUAACCUAACGAUAUCAGUAGUCGAUCUGUCAACUGCUGAAGUAGGGCCAGCUAAACCAGUGAGAGCUGAAGAAGGUUGGACUGUUGGAGAAUUUAAACAACAUAUAGGAGAAUUAUGUAAUCUCAAAUCAUGGUGUAUGAGGUUACUUGUUGGAGCUCACUUAGUCCAGAAUUUAGUGCAUUUAGAAGAAGAUGUCAAAAUAAGUUCCUUAAAGGAAGUAUUUGUUGAAAGAGACAGACAGCAACUUGUACCAACAUUCUAUGUAUCAUCAGAUCCUGAAGAUUAUCAAAAUAAAUUCAAAGAUAGUUUGAUGUACUUUUGUCUUGAUUUUCACCUCAACUCAGUGCUACUGAACAUUACAAUACCUCCUCAAUCUGAAGGCACUCGCACUACAACUGAUGUAAUUAGAGGAGAAACAAUGAUGAAAAUUAUAUCAAUGAAUAAAGAGAAUAAAGAAAAAGAAAGAAAGAUAAAGGUACAAGUUGAUGGGAGAAUAACAUUAGCUCAAUUGAAGGAGAAGUUAAUUGCACUGAUUGGUGUACCACCUACUGGUUUUAGAGUGUAUAGAAUCAGUGAUUAUAAAGAGUAUGACAUGGAGAAACUGGAUGAGAAAUUAAUGAAUAUGCAUUCUGGAACAGAGUUGAUAGUAAGACUAGUAGGAGGAGCAUUACCGGAAAAUAAGUACAGGAUUAACUUAUAUUUAUUACAAGUCAAUAGUGCUGAGUUUUGUAAGUUUAUGAUGGAGUCUGUUGUUGCUGUGGGUACACCAGUGAGAGAAUUUAAGAGACAAAUUAUUGAAGAAGCAAAAGUACAAGGAAUUGACUGUGUCCUUGAAUUAGACAAAAUGAGAUUACGUGAAAAAAAAGGAGCAUCUCCUGAUACAGUAUAUCUUAAUCAUGAGUUGAUUGUUUAUCCUAGUCAGGAAAUAUAUGUGGAACCUUUGAAAGGACCAGAGAAAAAAUGGCAGAAAAAACAGAGACAGGUAUAUGUUAUAAGAUGGCGUCCAUCACAAUGUUCAGUUGAUCCAAUAGAAGAAAUUAUACUGGAUAAUGAUUAUCAUUAUUCUGAAGAGCUGUCAGAGUUAAGUGGAGUUCCUGCUGAGUAUAUCUCUUAUGCAGAGGGUUCAAUGGUGUUUCCAGUUAGCAUAUCAUGCCUUGAUAUUGAGAAUAAGUUAAAAUGGGACUAUUCACCUAGACAGAUGCACUUAUUAUAUGAUGGAUGUGUCAUAUAUUACAAAAACAACAGAGAGAAAAUGAAAAGUUUAACAGUUGAGGAGAGAACAGAAAUACAAAAGGCAGAGGAGGCAAGGUUGAAGAGAAUUAAUGAAUAUUUGGAAGCAUUAUAUCGUGUUAGGACUGUAUCAUGUUAGGAUGGUAUCAUUUUAGUACUGACUGAAUUAAAUUGGUUUUUUAAUUUUAUACAUGUGGUUAUGUAUUCGUUUUUUGUUUAUAUUAUUAAAUAUUAUUAUUAUUAUAUAGAUCUAAUUAUGUAAGAUAAUUUAUUGGUUUUGCUUUGUUAAAAAUUAUAUUUAUUGUAGGGCUCAAUUUUUAUGGUAGAAUAUUUAAAA
Molecule: messenger RNA, 3028 nt
Organism: Amphimedon queenslandica
Lineage: Eukaryota; Metazoa; Porifera; Demospongiae; Haplosclerida; Niphatidae
Product: ubiquitin carboxyl-terminal hydrolase 47-like
Exons: 23
Coding region: 116-2830 (904 amino acids)
Source: RefSeq, a predicted model, not a curated record